UCCACAACCCCACGACCAGAAACUGUGUGUUUGUUACCCUCUGCAAACGUACCCCCACUAGUUUAAAAAAUCUUCGGCAAUGGUGUCCCUAUCCCUAACAGCGGCUACCGGAACAUGUAAGACUUCUCUGGUAUCGUCGGUAAUUCCAAUUUCAACUAAUCUCCAUCAGUUUCCAGGAUUCAUAUCAGUCUUUAGAACAAGGUUGCAGUACAGAAGAGCCAUAAGAGCUUGUGCAUCGACUCCAAGCACACCUGCUGCUUCAUCACCAGGACUUUACUCCUCCAGCAAAUUCGAUCUCACACCUCAAAACGUUGACUUGGUUCUUGAAGAUGUUCGCCCAUACUUGCUCGCUGAUGGUGGAAACGUUGACGUUGUGUCUGUUGACGACGGUGUCAUUUCUCUCAAACUCCAAGGAGCAUGUGGAAGCUGUCCUAGCUCAACAACAACCAUGAAGAUGGGGAUUGAAAGAGUUUUGAAGGAGAAAUUUGGAGAUGCUGUCAAGGAUAUCCGCCAAGUUUAUGAUGAAGAAGCAAGAGAGACAACUGUUGAGGCAAUAAAUGGCCAUCUUGAUAUAUUGCGACCAGCCAUCAAGAAUUAUGGUGGCAGUGUGGAUGUCUUAUCUGUGGAGGCUGGACAUUGCACAGUAAAGUAUGUGGGUCCUGAGUCCAUUGGAUCAGGAAUCAGAGCAGCGAUCAAGGAGAAGUUCCCAGAUAUUGAGGAUGUAAUCUUAACUGGCUAGGUUGCUUAGUAUCACAAGCUUAAAGAAGAACCUGCUCUACUUGGUCAUAUAUGGUUAUAAUCAUUUAAGCUUUGACCAUUUGACACCUCAUAUGUGAGAUAUAUUUCAUACUUCUUGUAUUUAGGAUGUAACAGUGCUCUGGUUGACACUGCACUAUACCUAAAGAAGUUUUGAUGAAUAAUUAAUCCAAUAUUUCUUCAA
This is a messenger RNA of Mangifera indica (mango), 940 nucleotides long. Its product is annotated as nifU-like protein 1, chloroplastic. The record is from RefSeq and is a predicted model, not a curated record. Gene Ontology annotation, cellular component: mitochondrion. Gene Ontology annotation, molecular function: iron ion binding; iron-sulfur cluster binding. Gene Ontology annotation, biological process: iron-sulfur cluster assembly. NCBI's taxonomy places the organism in Eukaryota, Viridiplantae, Streptophyta, Magnoliopsida, Sapindales, Anacardiaceae. The transcript has 3 exons. Bases 80 to 739 code for a protein of 219 amino acids.